AUGGCAUCGGCUGGAGACCCCCCGACAGGCCAGCGAGAUGCUGCGGACCAGAACUUCGACUACAUGUUCAAGCUGCUGCUCAUCGGCAACAGCAGCGUGGGCAAGACGUCCUUCCUGUUCCGAUACGCCGACGACUCCUUCACGCCUGCCUUUGUCAGCACCGUGGGCAUCGACUUCAAGGUCAAGACAGUCUACCGCCACGACAAGAGGAUCAAGCUGCAGAUCUGGGACACGGCGGGCCAGGAGCGCUACCGUACCAUCACCACAGCCUACUACCGCGGAGCCAUGGGCUUCCUGCUCAUGUAUGACGUUGCCAACCAGGAGUCCUUUGCUGCAGUGCAGGACUGGGCCACGCAGAUCAAGACCUACUCCUGGGACAAUGCUCAGGUCAUCCUCGUGGGGAACAAGUGUGACCUGGAGGAUGAGCGUGUCGUGCCCACCGAGGAAGGCCGGAGGCUCGCCGACGACCUUGGUUUUGAGUUCUUCGAAGCCAGCGCCAAGGAGAACAUCAACGUGAAGCAGGUCUUCGAGCGCCUGGUGGACGUCAUCUGCGAGAAGAUGAAUGAGUCCCUGGAACCCAGCUCUAGCCCUGGCAGCAAUGGGAAAGGCCCGGCCUUGGGGGACACCCCAGCCCCGCAGCCCAGCAGCUGUCCCUGCUAG
Rangifer tarandus platyrhynchus (Svalbard reindeer) is the source of this 660-nucleotide messenger RNA. The record is from the annotation of a GenBank genome assembly. NCBI's taxonomy places the organism in Eukaryota, Metazoa, Chordata, Mammalia, Artiodactyla, Cervidae.